Molecule: messenger RNA, 1312 nt
Organism: Fulmarus glacialis (Northern fulmar)
Lineage: Eukaryota; Metazoa; Chordata; Aves; Procellariiformes; Procellariidae
Gene: MBD4
Product: methyl-CpG binding domain protein 4
Exons: 5
Biological process (GO): DNA repair
Cellular component (GO): nucleus
Molecular function (GO): DNA binding; catalytic activity
Source: RefSeq, a predicted model, not a curated record
UCCUGAAGGAAAUAAGAUAAGAUCGAAAAGUGCACUUGUGGCGUAUUUUCGGAAAACCGGGGAGAUGACGCUAAAAGCAGAAGAUUUUGAUUUUACAGCUCCUUAUCAGAGGAUUACCCGUUCGAGGGUGAAAAGAUACAGCACAAAAGCUGCGAGAACUGUUUUAGAGAAUGAGGAUUGUCGCAGUGAAGAGCAAGGCUUCAGUAUACAAAAUGGUGAAGAGGAUAAAAUUCAAAACAUUCAGAUUGGAAAUGAACACCUGGAAGAUAUUACAUCCACUCUAGACAGCAAAGAUUUGAUCAUGAAAGGCAUAAACCCAGAGGACUGUUUGAACACCAAAAAGAAGGGGGCAGGUGCAAAAAGUGCUCGGAAUAAGAAAACGGGAAAGAGCUCAGAAAAGAGGAAUCAAGAUAAUACCCAAAACAAAAGACAGAGAAGAGUAUGUAACAAACAGGAGUGCAUUCAAAACAAGAAGUUCUGUAGACAGACGGACAUGCACGUUGCCGAUAGUCAAGGCAUAGAUGAUGGGAAUGCAGACCCUACGGACGCAGGAAAAGCUCUGUUAAGAAUUUCCAGGUCACGAUCAGACACACAGCUAAGGUCAGUGACGGCUCGCUCGCAAAGGGAGCUGGAGAGCCUAGCAGAGGAGGAAUGUGUGGAGACAGGUUCUAAUGACGCAUCUUCUGCAAAAUCUGAGGAGAAAAACAACGGAUUGAAAAUAGAGAAAGAAACAGAUCGAGGGAAUCCGGGUAACCAGGAUUUUGAACCUGACACUGAAACGGAUGCUAACGUCUUGCAGCCCUGUGACAAGAAAAGCUUCACAGCAGUUAAAAUGCUGCCAGGUAUUUAAGAGUCUAUCCCACGAACACAAGUGGAUAGGAGGAAAACGAGUCCGUAUUUUUCAAGUAAAUACAGUAAAGAAGCUCCCAGCCCACCUAGAAGGAAGGCCUUCAGAAAAUGGACUCCUCCACGUUCUCCUUUUAAUUUGGUCCAAGAAACACUUUUCCAUGAUCCAUGGAAACUUCUCAUUGCAACCAUAUUUCUCAAUAAAACUUCAGGUAAAAUGGCAAUUCCUGUGCUCUGGGAGUUCCUUAAGAAGUAUCCUUCUCCUGAAAUAACCAGGACUGCAGACUGGAAAGAAAUGUCAGAGCUGCUCAAACCUCUCGGCCUCUAUGAACUCAGAGCGAAAACGAUCAUCAAGUUCUCAGGUGAGUACCUGAGCAAGCGGUGGAAGUACCCCAUCGAGCUGCACGGCAUCGGGAAGUACGGGAACGACUCCUACAGAAUCUUCUGUGUCAACGAAUGGAAGGAG